This is a messenger RNA of Xenopus tropicalis (tropical clawed frog), 2387 nucleotides long. It is a transcript of the gene cidec, whose product is annotated as cell death inducing DFFA like effector c. The record is from RefSeq and is a predicted model, not a curated record. The transcript is spliced from 6 exons. The coding region runs from base 669 to 1415 and encodes 248 amino acids. Gene Ontology annotation, biological process: apoptotic process; intermembrane lipid transfer. NCBI's taxonomy places the organism in Eukaryota, Metazoa, Chordata, Amphibia, Anura, Pipidae.
UUUCUCCACAGGGAACCUGUGACCUUUGCUUUUGUUGAUGUACAGCCCCCAGAAAACCCCUGAUAGCCUUCAUAUUUUGGUAGAUGCUGGGAGUUGUACUUCAGCAACAACAUAAGUGCUACCAUGCUGCUCUACUGUCUCCAUCUUGCCUUGCAAUAGCCUUACUAUCCUACAUAGCCCCCACCCCCCACUGCCAAUGUCCUACCAACUAAGAAAAGAUGUUUACCAAAAUAGAUCACAACCCACUAUGUCCUAACCAAUCCCAGCCAUGGCCGAAUAUACCUCCAGUCUGCCCUAAGUCCACACAUUCUAGGCCUUGCCCCCCCGGAGGCUUUACUAUGUGUAGAGCCAGGGCAGAUGCCCUACUAACCAACUAUUUCCAGGCUGCAAUGACGUUAUUGUACAAAAAAUUAAAUAUUUCCUUUUAUAGCCUCUAAUAACAAGGUAUAUUUGCCGUUGGCACAGUCACACUGGGGCACAGCUCUGUGUGGCACUGGCUUGCACAAUGCCCGCGUGGCAGAGACUUUGCUCCUCUGAUGACUUCACGACCCGAUCAUUGGUACAAAGGUCUCCCAGCAGCCCAGCCAGACUAUUUAACUCUCAUAUUAGCUCCCAGUAGGAUAUAACCAGGUUUCUAUUGACUGUGACGGCAGCUGCUUAGAAGUGCCAUGGCAUCAGAAACUGAACAAAUCAUUCUGACCAGGAUGGAGUAUGCCAUGAAGUCUCUGAGCCUCCUCUCUCCCAAGUCUCUCACAAAGUGUGUGUCUGUGAGCGCUUCCAUGACCCAACAGCUUCUCUCCCGCCCUGUAUCCAAGCCCAGACCCUUCCGGGUGUGCAACAGCAAUCGCAGUCUCCGGAAAGGCAUUGUGGCUAACAGUCUGGAGGACCUAAUCAACAAGACUCAGGAUGCCCUGCUGAUGCUCGAGGCGAUUACUUUGGUCCUGGAUGAAGACGGGACAUGUGUGGACACAGAGGAAUUUUUCCGAUCUUUGGAUGAUGGUGCUGUUUUCAUGGCCCUUGCUAAAGGGCAGAAAUGGAAACCUACAGAGAAUUCUGGAUACCACUUAUCUCUCACCAAGAAGCCUGCGAGAAAGAUUGAUGUUGCCUGUGUCAGUUUUGACCUGUAUAAAAAUCACCCUCGCGAUUUCAUUGGUUGCCUGAAUGUCAAAGCCACUUUAUAUGGGACCUAUUCAUUGUCAUAUGACCUGCAGUGCUAUGGAGCCAAGAGAAUGGUGAAGGAAGCGCUACGCUGGACUUUAUACACCAUGCAGGCCACAGGACACGUGCUUCUGGGAACAUCGUGCUAUAUGAAGCAGCUUCUCGAUGCUACAGAAAGACCAGUUACAGAGGAGGAGAAAUCCAGCACAACCUUGAGAGACUUUAUCCCUUUCUCCCCCUGGAAGAUGCUGCAGUAGAUUUACCUGUGUUGCACUACAAGAAGCUAUGGCCUAUUCCAAGUGAUGGCUUACAUGACUCUGCAUAAACUGUGCCUAAAGGAAUAUACCAUGGGGCUCUUUAACUUAAAUUGCAUAAGGCUGCUGGCCAUAUUUCUCUGGCCUUUGUUUGCUCUGCAAUCUAUUAUAGUAAGGAAAGUAGGUCCCAAAAUAGCUUCUCGGCACGCUCCAGAUUUCCUGAGGGUUAACCCUAUCACCCCAAGCAACUUGUACAAAGUCAUAUCUUGAUGUGGGGGAAACCCCCAUCCUUUUAUUUCUUUUCCAUUACACAAUAAUUCACUCUAUCAUCCCACUAUUCCACAAAAAAAUAUAUUUUAUUAGCUUUUGGGGCCAUUUCCACUAUUUUACUAUGUUGCUCAUAGUAACGUUAAGCUAUUAUUACUAAGCAGGAGUUGGCGAGAGUUUAAUUUACACUUACUGCCCUCCACCCCUUUUCUAAGAAGGGGCACGGGGCUCUUAUCACUUGUCUUUUAGGGUCCCUCACAAUUACAUUCUAAAACCUAUCAAGAGUCACGUACUUUAAAUAGGCUGAAACCUCCUCUAGGAAACAUCAGCUAAGUGAGGCAGGGAAAGUGUUAAUAAAAAGUAGUCAGAUUACAAUAAAAAGAAUAAUAUUAAGGGGCAUAUUUAUGAUAGCAUAUAUGCCAAUAUCACUGGUGAUGUUGCCCAUAACAGAUCUUUGGUUUUGUUUUCCAACUUGUAGGUGACCAUUACAUUCCAAUUGCUGAUUGGUUGCCUUACACACUGUAAUAUAUAUGCCCCUUAAAUGUAUUCGCUCCAGCGGAAGCCUUUGCAAUGCAACUAACACUGACUGUUACAUGUUCCAUACACUGUGCUUUAUGGACUUUAGAAUGAGUAUUUAUAUUUUAAUAUUGUUAUAAACCUACCUGUACCAUAUGAAUGAUAUAAUUAAAACACUUUUCCCCUCCCGGU